Molecule: messenger RNA, 2443 nt
Organism: Stegodyphus dumicola
Lineage: Eukaryota; Metazoa; Arthropoda; Arachnida; Araneae; Eresidae
Product: ATP-dependent RNA helicase DDX54
Cellular component (GO): cytosol; nucleus
Molecular function (GO): ATP binding; RNA binding; RNA helicase activity
Source: RefSeq, a predicted model, not a curated record
GAUUUGUGUGUUCGUGAUUACCGCAUGGUUUAUUUUUCAUGUGAAUAGUUUGAACGUGCAUCUUUAAAACCGUUUUCGGAGCAUAAAAUUCCAAUUUUUUUGCUUUUUUGGAUUAAAGGAGUAGCAAAAAAUUGAAAAUGGAUGAUGAUGAUAAAAUUGACAUUUCUUCUAUUAUUCCUCAGCAGAAUGCUAAACCUAAAAAAAAGUCUGGAGGAUUCCAGUCAAUGGGUCUUAGUUAUCCUGUUCUACGUGCAGUUUUGAAAAAGGGAUAUAAAGUUCCUACGCCUAUCCAAAGAAAGGCUAUACCUGUAAUUAUGGAAGGGAAAAAUGUAGUUGCUAUGGCUCGAACAGGUAGUGGAAAAACAGCCGCUUUUCUUAUACCUAUGCUUGAACGACUAAAGUGUAGAAUUCCUAAAGCUGGUGCACGAGCUUUGAUUUUCUCACCCACUCGUGAACUUGCUAUGCAAACCAUGAAAUUUACAAAAGAACUUGCAACAAAUACAGACCUGAAAGCAAUUUUAGUAUUGGGAGGAGAAAAAAUAGAAAAUCAAUUUGCUGCCAUUCAUGAAAGUCCUGAUAUUAUAAUAGCCACACCUGGCCGUUUCCUUCAUGUAGUAAUUGAAAUGGAUCUGAAGCUCUCUUCUGUAGAAUACGUUGUGUUUGAUGAAGCUGAUAGGUUGUUUGAAAUGGGGUUUCAAGAACAACUUCAAGAAGUUCUAAAUAGACUUCGCUCUGUACGACAGACUUUACUGUUUUCUGCGACUCUCCCAAAAGUCCUGGUUGAUUUUAUAAAAGUUGGAAUUGAAGACCCAGUACUUAUUCGAUUAGAUGUUGAUUUACAAAUUAGUGAUAAUUUGAAGAGUUCAUUCUUUCUUUGUCGUACUGAUGACAAAACUGCUGUUUUACUGUAUCUUUUGAAGAAUGUUGUCAAUUUGACCAAAGAAUUAACUGUAGUAUUUGUUGCUACAAAACAUCAUGUGGAGUAUCUGAAAGAUGUGCUGGAGAAAGCAUCUAUCCCAUGCAGUUAUAUUUAUAGUAGUUUGGAUCAAAUGGCACGCAAUAUACAUAUUGCAAAAUUUCGAGCAAAGAAAGUUGGUGUUUUGUUAGUGACAGACAUUGCUGCCCGAGGAAUUGACAUACCACUUUUGGAUAAUGUCAUAAAUUUCAAUUUCCCAUCUAAACCAAAACUGUAUGUUCAUAGAGUUGGCAGGGUAGCAAGAGCUGGUAGAAGUGGUAAAGCAUUUUCUCUUAUAUCGUCUGAUGAAAUGCCUUACCUUCUUGACUUACAUUUGUUUCUGGGGAAACCAAUCAAAUAUGCCAAGCUGAAUAUGGAAGAUGAAGAUGGAAUUUGUGGUGCUGUACCUCAAAAUAUAAUUGAUGAUGAAGCAGAUGUUUUACAAAUAUGGCAUAGAGCAUCCGUUGAGCUCACAAAUAUGCUAAAAGUCACAAAAAAUGCUUAUCAGCAAUACCUGAAAUCUAGACCAGCUCCUUCCUCUGAAUCUGUCAAACGCAUGAAAGAAUUUCCAUUUGCAUCAGCAGAAAUUCAUCCUAUAUUCAAAGAUGAUAACGAAGCAGAACGAAAUAAAAUAAUAGCAGAAAUGAAGAACUACAGACCUAAUACAACAAUAUUUGAACUUGGACCACUUGCAAAAACACAAGCUAAUGUAGUCAUGCGACAGAAGAGGAAGUCUCAUGAUGUGCUUUUAAAACCUAAAAUAUAUUCUUCUGCACCUCUUGUAGAAAGUAAUGAGGAGUCUAAGAAGCAAGUCUUUGAAACUGAAGAAGAAAACUAUUUAUUGAGCCUUUCUCAGAAACUUGAUAGAAAAGAUAAAGUAAAAAAUGCAAAAAAGAAGAUUGGUAAUUACAGAGAUACUGAACAUUAUUUAUCAUAUAUAUCAUCAGAACAUUACAAAGAAAAAGGUUUGGGCUUAGAUAACAAUUUUGAGCAUCAAGCAGCUGGAGCUGUGCUAGACCUGACAGGAGAUGAUGAAUUAACUUUACAGAAAAUGAAAAGUACUAUGCGUUGGGAUCGAAAGAAAAAGAAAUUUGUGAGAAAUGAUGAUCAAGAGCAUUCUAAAAAAAUGAAGACAGAAAGUGGCGUUUGGAUUCCUAAGAGUUAUAAAUCAGACCUUUACAAAAAUUGGCAACAAAAGAAUAAAAUAAAAUAUCAGCAUGAUGAUGACAGUGAUGGGGAAAGCCAGUUUGGGAAAAACAGAGGAAUGUUAAAACGCACGAAAGGUAAACAAAAGGGUGUGAAAGGCAAGUUUAACAAACCUCCAAAAAGAGAACUGAAAACUAAGGAAGAAAUUCUCAAAGCAAGGAAGAAGAGAGAGCGACAGUUGGAACAUAUAAAGAAAAAACAGAAAAUUAAAUUAAACCGUGCAAAAAAGCAGAAAAAUAAAUGAUAUUGAAAUGAUAUUGUACAUACAUAUUAUUUUGUAAA